Messenger RNA from Clarias gariepinus (North African catfish), 1961 nucleotides. It is a transcript of the gene elk4, whose product is annotated as ETS transcription factor ELK4. Gene Ontology annotation, biological process: regulation of transcription by RNA polymerase II; cell differentiation. Bases 374 to 1690 code for a protein of 438 amino acids. The record is from RefSeq and is a predicted model, not a curated record. Lineage: Eukaryota; Metazoa; Chordata; Actinopteri; Siluriformes; Clariidae. The transcript is spliced from 7 exons. Gene Ontology annotation, molecular function: DNA-binding transcription factor activity, RNA polymerase II-specific; sequence-specific DNA binding. Gene Ontology annotation, cellular component: nucleus.
UUUACUCAGUGCAGGAAUGAAUCGCACACUUCCUGUUUUUGGUUUAAAAGAAAUAAUAAUAAUAAAAAUAACAUUGAAAUGGAAUUAAAAGAAAAAUUAUAAUUUAGGGGUUUGUAAUCCUUUAAAUAAUUUGAAGGCUGUUGUUUUAUUUACAACGACGUGAGAAAGUAAAUAUUUUGGAUGGAUCGAAUUUGGCAGGUGCGUCCUACCACCUGGGGAGAUCAGAGAAGAAAAAACAAUGUUCACGCUGGCCAACUGGGGAGUCGGGAGGGGGGAGCAAUUGUUCUUGUGCUCGGUACAAAUCAAUCGUGCCUAUUGUGAAUGCGCCCUAAAACAUUGAUGACACAGUUGGCUGUUGUAAGGAGAGAAGAGCAUGGACAGCUCAGUGACCCUGUGGCAAUUCCUGCUACAGCUCCUGCUAGAACCGGGCAAUGAGCAGCUCAUCUGCUGGACCAAUGAGGAUGGUGAGUUUAAGCUGCUGCAGGCCGAGCAGGUGGCUAAACUAUGGGGCGCUCGAAAGAACAAGCCCAGCAUGAACUACGACAAGUUGAGCCGAGCCCUGCGCUACUACUAUGAUAAGAACAUAAUUAAGAAAGUAAACGGGCAGAAGUUUGUAUACCGCUUCGUCUCCUACCCGGAUAUUUUAAAAGCCGAUUAUGCCACCCGAGCUGAAGGAAGCGAAGCGAGUCCCUUUUCUCCUCCUCCCCCUCCUGAGCAACAACAGCCAAACAAAGCGCUAGCCUCCAGCACCAAACCGCCCAAGGACACCUUCAAACCAAGCAGCGCCACUCCGAGCCAGUCCAAAUCGUCGGGCCGGAAUGACUAUAUCCACUCAGGUCUGUACACGUCCUUUACGCUGACUUCUCUCCAGUCUGGAACACAGCUCUUCAAGUCCAUCAAGAUGGAAAAUCCUGGGGAGAAGAUGGCUGAGAAAAAGGAAGCCCCGCAGCCACCAUCAGUCAUCAAAUUUGGGACCUCGCCACCGAUCAGGGUGCCUACGCAGAGCGUAAUGGAUAAGCUGACUCCGCCUCCACCAACUGCGAUUCAGCCCCCGAUCCAGUUGUCAGAACCUGAGGAAGAGCAGCUCACUCCCUCCACGCCGCUCGAGGUGAACCCCGGUACUGACGCAGCGCCGAUGAACAUUAUCCUUUCAGGGAUUUCUCCUUCUUUGGGAUGUUUGUCGCCUUCUUCCAGCACACUCGCUGACUCCAAGGAGCUGAUUAUAGACACGGAUGUCGAAUCUGUUUCCUCUCAGCCUUCUGAGCUGCACCUACAGAUUCAGCCCUCAUCUGAAUCCAGCUCCUCAGACAUGUCGCUGUCCCUAUGCCGUAGUCAAAGCGGCAAAACGUCGAAGAAGCCCAGAGGACUUGAGCUGAUGCCCACGCUGUUGGUAAGCAGCUCGGAUUUGAGUCCCCUUAACCUGUCCAGUCCGUCACUCCCUACAGCCUCGCUCACACCAGCCUUCCUGCAGACACCCUUGUUGCUCACACCCAGUCCUCUGCUCUCCAACAUCCAUUUUUGGAGCACACUCAGUCCUGUUGCUCCAAUCAGCCCGGCUCGAAGACAAGGCGCACAUACACUCUUUCAGUUUCCAUCUGUCCUAAGCUCGACCCAGUUCUCUGUGCCGGUACCCGCUCUGGACGGCACCAACACGCCUGGACCCCUCUCUCCAGACCCACAGAAGACAUAGAGGAUAAAAAGAGGGGAACAAAAAAAAUUGAAGACUGCCAUGAUUGGUGGGUUGCCUUGACACACAGAAAAAGCACACAUCCUCAUCCUGUCUUUUUCUAUUUUAAGACAAAUGUGUGCAACCUUGUUGACCAAAUGCUCCCUCCUGGUGACGAAAACGACAAUGAGUGUUUAGGAACUUCAGGUGGACUUUGUCUUCGUCCUGAAGGGAGAGUUGUAAAGGUGUUUUUUUUUUUUUUUUAGCUGUUUGCUCAAAUGGAUGAAGAGCCAUC